AUGGAUAGCCAAAAGAAUCAUUUGCGGCAUGUUAUGCUUCAUUGCUUUGAAAAAGGUAGUAAUGUAAAGAACACUGCAGAUGAGAUUUGCACCAUUUAUGGGAGAGGUACUACGACUAUUAGAAACGUCCACAAUUGGUUUACGAAAUUUAGAUCUGGCAAUUUUUAUUUGAAAGAUGAAAACCGCCGCGGCCGCCCAGCAACGACGGAUACGGACCUCAUCAAGAGUAUGCUCUCUGAAAAUCCACGAUAUGGUGUGCGCGAGAUAGUGAAUACCACUAAAAUUCCUAGGACAAUGGUGCAUAAUCAACAACAUGAAAAAAAUUCUUUUUUAAAGAGACUUGCUACUGGAAACGCGACUUGGAUUUUAUAUCAAAAUGUGCUUCAAAAACGCACUUAG
Messenger RNA from Vespa crabro (European hornet), 399 nucleotides. Its product is annotated as histone-lysine N-methyltransferase SETMAR-like. Lineage: Eukaryota; Metazoa; Arthropoda; Insecta; Hymenoptera; Vespidae. The record is from RefSeq and is a predicted model, not a curated record. The coding region runs from base 1 to 399 and encodes 132 amino acids. The transcript is spliced from 2 exons.